Oppiella nova is the source of this 516-nucleotide messenger RNA. The record is from the annotation of a GenBank genome assembly. Lineage: Eukaryota; Metazoa; Arthropoda; Arachnida; Sarcoptiformes; Oppiidae.
AUGAUUCUCACGAAUGAUGGCUGUGUCCAUGGAUGGGGUUAUAAUAUGUUUGGACAGUUAGGUUGUGGACCAGACAAUGAUCUACGAAACGGGGAUAUAUUUCGAGUGAAUUUCAAUCCUAAUCACGAAAUUAAUAGCAUUUAUUGUUAUGAUUACUGUUCAUUUGCCAUCACAUCUGAGGGACAGGUGUUUAGUUGGGGUCGAAAUGAUGGGUAUAAUUUGGGACACAACUCAUCGGAUAAUAUAUGGGAACCACAACUCAUUGCCAACAUGACUGUUGUUUCCGAAAUGAAUGCUUUGAAGCGUUGGUACGAAGUGUUGCGUUCAUUAGGUUCGGGAGCUUUUGGGGAAGUGCUGACAAUUUCAGGGAAUGUAUGCAAGAAAUGCAAAAAUUGAUAGAAGUUGGGUCAGAAUAUUGUGUCCAAUAUUGUAAUCAGUGGGUUGAUGGCAAUGUGUAUUACAUUAAAAUGGAGUUGUGUUCACAUAGUCUGCAGAAUAUUCUUGAACACAAACCCA